Molecule: messenger RNA, 1197 nt
Organism: Brugia malayi
Lineage: Eukaryota; Metazoa; Nematoda; Chromadorea; Rhabditida; Onchocercidae
Gene: Bma-damt-1
Exons: 8
Coding region: 1-1197 (398 amino acids)
Cellular component (GO): RNA N6-methyladenosine methyltransferase complex; nucleus
Molecular function (GO): methyltransferase activity; nucleic acid binding
Source: RefSeq, a predicted model, not a curated record
AUGAGUGUGUCUGCUUUUGAGAAGAUAAUCCGAGUACGGAGUGUUGAUUUGGCAGUGCUCGAUGAAAGUGCUUAUUAUGAAGCUAUUUAUGUCGGUAGCAGUGUACCAAAUCGAAGAUUCUAUGCAAUAGAAUCGCCGUUUCGAAUGAAUUCGCAAGUUUCACCUGGAAACGGUUCUUUUACAGACAAAAAUAAGUCGAGGCGGAGACGAAAGCGUGGCGUAUGUUCGAAUAUCACUUGUAAUUUAAACGACGUUAGUAUAGUUUUGAAGAAGAUAUUAGAAAAGGCGGUUGUGAUGGACGCAUUUAGUAAAAAUCAUUGCGGACCUGCACAAUGUUCUUCUUUCGAAACAUCAGUAAACUUCAAUAAUUAUCUAACACGACAGUUAGUUCUCACUGCAACUUCAGUUCCUUGUCCGUUAUCUCGUUAUGGGAAGCAGUAUUACUUUGCAAAGCAAAGCAUUAAAGAAAUAUGUUUAAAUCAAGAAGAAAGAACUAUUGAUGAUAUUUCAAACGAACUCGUAAUGUGGGUAAAUGGUGGCCCGGAAGUUAUUAUAGUCAAAUGCAAAGAUGAAAAAUUCAUCUUACCCCCAUUUUCUUCUUUCAUCAUUAACGAUGCAUGUGUAGCAGAGGCACUGAUCAGAUACGGGAAAAAAUUUGAUUUCAUAUUACUGGAUCCACCUUGGGAGAAUAAAUCUGUUAAGAGGAAAACUGUUUACCCAACUUAUGGUGAUCACAGGUGGAUGUUGGAUCUGUGUUUGCCAGAACUUUUAAAGGAAUCAGGACUGUUGGCAAUAUGGGUCACAAACAAUGCGAAACACUUGAAAUUUACAGAUAAUAUGAUCGAAUAUUUUGGUUUCGAAAAAAUAGCAACUUGGAGAUGGCUUAAAGUGACAAACAGUGGUGAACCCGUUUACAAUCUAAAUAGCCAACAUAAGCAACCUUUUGAAAACAUUGUAUUCGCCUCUUGCGUUGCUGCUCGCAGACACUAUAUGAAUAUCGCCAAUGAAUUUGCCCUAAUCAGUACUCCAUCUGCAAUUCAUUCAAGGAAACCACCAUUGUUUCCAGUGCUACAAGCACUUGGAAUUCUUGAAGAAACAGCGGAACAAUUGGAAUUAUAUGGCAGGUAUCUGUUACCACGAACAAUAACUGUUGGAUUUGAAGCGGCUAAACUUCAGAAUGAGCGAUAUUUUGUUUGA